This is a messenger RNA of Cooperia oncophora, 639 nucleotides long. Lineage: Eukaryota; Metazoa; Nematoda; Chromadorea; Rhabditida; Trichostrongylidae. The record is from the annotation of a GenBank genome assembly.
AUGAUCUGCCGUGGGCGGGUGGAGAAGGCACCAACAUCUACGGUACCAGUAUCGCCUAAAGUAGAGUUCUGCAAGACAUUGCCACCAAAAGUGAAACCGCCAGUAGCACGGUCACCGUCUCCCAAACUAAGACCUCCAAUACCAAAGGCUCCUUCACCAGCGCCGUCGGCGAAGGCUUGCAUUCUGAGGAAGAGUCGAGAAGAUUGCAGCAAACCAUCACAGAUAAUACCGCCAGUGAAGAGAAAUCUGUCAAACGGCAGAAUCGCUCCUGCACGAACGACAGAGACAUCAUCCGGCCCUCCAGAAAUUGUCGAGGCGAGAGUGUCGCGUAUACCGAAACGAACGGAUAGCGUGAAAACGCCAAUUAUUGAGAGGAAACUGCCUCCACUUCCUAAAUCUGUGACACAGCGUAGUCACAGUGCUGAGGAAAAGGGUCGCGAGGAUGUAUGGAGUCGUCUGUACACGGACAAGAGGAACAUGCUCAGAAAGACUCGCGAUGUUGAUUCUUCUCGAACUUCAAUCGCAGAAAACGAAAUCACUACGACUAUGCCAUCUCCUUUACCAUCACCAUUAGGACAGCUUCGUCCACCAACUGAUUUCAGGGCACACUAUUUGCUGUGUAACGCACAACAGCGAUAG